This is a messenger RNA of Gilbertella persicaria, 1380 nucleotides long. RefSeq lists its product as uncharacterized. The annotation marks the transcript as partial. Gene Ontology annotation, biological process: regulation of cyclin-dependent protein serine/threonine kinase activity. The record is from RefSeq and is a predicted model, not a curated record. Gene Ontology annotation, cellular component: cyclin-dependent protein kinase holoenzyme complex; nucleus. Gene Ontology annotation, molecular function: cyclin-dependent protein serine/threonine kinase regulator activity; protein kinase binding. The transcript has 2 exons. Lineage: Eukaryota; Fungi; Mucoromycota; Mucoromycetes; Mucorales; Choanephoraceae.
CUCACCCUUUGGCGUGUUGUUGUUGUCCCUAAUUAACUCCCUUUCUUUGGUUUCUUAUAUUUAAAAAAAACCCAUCCUUUUUUUUUAUUUCUUUUUCUUUUCUGAAAUCAAUUCAUCAUGGCUUCUCUCUUGUCAAUUCAAUAUGAACAACAACAACAACAUCAAUUAAGAGGAGGGUUGUUACCUUCUAUGAAGUCUUCAUUGAAUACAACAAAUCGAUUGGCAUAUGUAGAUGCCCUUGUAGAUGUCAACGCUAGUGUGAUUGAAUCUAUUUGGCAGUUACCUUCCAACAAUAAAAACAGUGUUGUACCACUUAGGACAUUUAUUCAAGAAGUACUGAAACGAUCAAGAACAACCUAUUCAACACUCCAGACAGCCUUGUUCUAUCUUUUUCGCUCAAAGCCUCAAAUCACCAUGUAUUUAGCUAAAAUGAGACAUACAAGCUGUUGGGAAGAUGCCUAUGUCAGCUGUGGUCGUCGCAUGUUCUUGGCCAGUUUAGUGGUUGCUUCCAAAUUUGUACAAGACAAGACAUAUCGUAAUUCAGCUUGGGCAAAAAUAGCAGGUUUACCAGUCUCUGAAGUCAAUGCAGCCGAACGUAUUUUCCUCAACAUGAUGGAUUACCGUCUUUAUAUAUCUCAGCCUGUAUUUGAACAUUGGCAUCGUGUGUUACAUAUGCAUGUGGAAGCAAAGACACUUCAUCAACCUACGUCUUUACUUGACUUUUCUGAUUUGUUAUUUGCUGCUCGUCCAUUAAGACAAGUUGAAGAGAAACAACCAGAUUAUACACCUUCACCUUGUACAACUCCAGCUCGUCCAAAUGGGUACAAGUAUCAAAAAAAUCAGCAUGGUUGGACACUUGUACUUUCACCAGCUCCAUGCGAAUGCUCACAUACAAAUAAGAGAAGAAGAAGAAAGACAAGUAUUCAAUCGAUUACUACCUGUUAUUGUCAGCCACCUUCACUUUCAAGUUCAAUCAGUUCUUCACCUAUGCAAACACCUUCACCUACUCGCAUGAAUAACCCAGGUAUCUCAGUCUUUCAUUGGACUUCACCACCACCAUCCCUUUCCAAAAAGAGGAAAUUGACCAUUGUAGAAAGUAAUUCUGGCUCAUAUAACAUUAGUCAUGUCAGACAAUCAUUGAAAGAUUAAGUUUAUUAUACAUACACAUCCAUCAUUUUAUAUACACUCCUUUUUCAUCCAUACAUUCACUUUAUAUUAUCUUGUAUGACUCUAUUCUUUAUAUAUAUAUAAUUAUCCCUUCUUUAUUACAUAUAACCCCAGUUUCUUUCUUUCUUUAUACAUUAUACAUAUCAUUUGUUUUUUUUUCUAUAUAUACACACAUAUGAAUGCUUUUUUUUUCUUUUUUUUUUUUGAAUAAAA